AUGGCUGACGCAGAUUACAUCGAAAGAGAGCACAUAGAAGCGACAGCAGACGGCACCUACAAAAUCACCACCCACAUAAAAAUCCAGAACAAAACUGUGAUUACCAACCCAGACAUCGAGAGACGUAAAACUUUACCAAAAUUCGGUGACUGUAAAAAUCUAUCUAAAGGAGACAUUGAAGGUUCCAUAAAUAUCGAAGACAAAGAAGUUUUCCUACAAAAAUCAUCACAAGUCAGAGCUGAAGAAAAUAUUACCAAGUUCAAUCUUAAUAGAGCCCAUAAAGAAAAACUUGACGCUCUGACAAGGAGAGAAAGAGCCAUCAUGUCAGGGGAAACUGAAGAACAAAAAACAAGGAGACCAAUUGUCACUGAAAGAGAAGAAUUUAGCGUCAAAGUGUCAAACUUGCCUGAUAAUAUUGACCAAGAUGUACUGCAAAACUUGUUCGGGACUGCUGGAAGGGUAAGAAAAGUGUUUAUUCCGAGGGGAAGGGAUGAUAACUUGCCAAGAGAUUUUGCGUUUGUCCAUUUUGAUACCAAAGCGGAGGCUGAAAAAGCUAUAAAACAGUUUAAGGAUUAUCCGCUUGGGCAUCAUAUAUUGAGUGUGGAGAUGGCUGAUAGGAGAAAUCAGAGAAGAAAUGUGCCGAUGAGUAACAGAAGAGGAAGAAAAUAA
This is a messenger RNA of Blepharisma stoltei, 669 nucleotides long. NCBI's taxonomy places the organism in Eukaryota, Ciliophora, Heterotrichea, Heterotrichida, Blepharismidae. The record is from the annotation of a GenBank genome assembly.